AUGAAGGAGGCGAGUGUUGGGAAAGUGGUCGAAUUCCUGGUACACGAGGUGUUUUACAAAUUUGGCGUACCUGAGGUAAUUCACUCCGACAAUGGGAAACAGUUCGUGUCGAAAAUAUUCCAAGACAUGAUCACUGCAUUCGGCAUUCAACACAUGCGUACCGCUGUAUAUUCACCACAGAGCAACGCAGCCGAGAGGGUAAAUCGGACCAUUCUAGCUGCAAUUAGAACGUAUUUAGAAAAUGAUCAUCGAGACUGGGACCUAUACUUACCGUGGCAUGAGGCCACGGGUGUAACACCGUUCUUUGCAGUAUUUGGACAACAGAUGUUCCUAAAUGGAAACUGCUACAAACUGGCAAGAAAACUGCAGUCUUUGACAGAACAUCAAAUAACGACGCUGGAUCCAGUAGAUAAGCGCCAACUUAUCCGCGAUCACAUUCGGGAGAAUCUCCAUCAGGCAUAUGAACGCAGCAGUCAGCGCUAUAACAAACGGGCGCGAGUUUUCCAUGCCAAGCCUGGCCAAGAAAUCUACAGACGCAAUUUCACUCAGAGUGAUUUUGGAAAGAUGUACAAUGCCAAGUUUGCUCGAAAAUAUGUGAAAUGCCGAGUCAUACGCCCUAUAGGGAACAAUGCCUACGAAUUGGAGGAUCUGGGGGGGAAGCCUGUUGGGAUUUUCCACGCAAAAGACCUAAAAAUGUAA
This is a messenger RNA of Drosophila elegans, 699 nucleotides long. RefSeq lists its product as uncharacterized. Gene Ontology annotation, biological process: DNA integration. The record is from RefSeq and is a predicted model, not a curated record. The coding region runs from base 1 to 699 and encodes 232 amino acids. Gene Ontology annotation, molecular function: nucleic acid binding. The transcript has a single exon. NCBI's taxonomy places the organism in Eukaryota, Metazoa, Arthropoda, Insecta, Diptera, Drosophilidae.